This is a messenger RNA of Danio aesculapii, 3492 nucleotides long. RefSeq names its product beta/gamma crystallin domain-containing protein 2-like. The record is from RefSeq and is a predicted model, not a curated record. The transcript has 22 exons. The coding region runs from base 1 to 2880 and encodes 959 amino acids. NCBI's taxonomy places the organism in Eukaryota, Metazoa, Chordata, Actinopteri, Cypriniformes, Danionidae.
AUGGAUAAUCUAGUGGAUACUCUUAAGAGUAUGGAUCGACCGCUACGCCAAAGAGUUCAGCGCACGCCAUCUAACGCUCCAUUCUCUUCACUGCCACCUAUAGAAGAAGAUGCUCCAGUUUCACCCUCUAUCACACAUCUAUCUCCUCCAUUCUCACCUGUUAAUGAGCCCAAAACCAUGCUAAACGGAAGCUCGGGGCUUGAUUUUGGUUUUAAUUGGAGCUCUGCUAAGGAUAUGCGUUCUCCACUGACUAUGAUGAAGGAGGCAGCAGUUUGGAGAUGCACAGAAUCUCCUGAAGACGGCUCUGCUAAAACGCUAAUAAACGGCGCUAGCUCCUCCUCACGGCUAGAAAACAGCUUCUUUUUUCAGCCAUCAGAGAACGGUGCUUCGAAUCGCUCCAUUUUUCGUGCAGCAUCUCUUCCUGAUAUCGUUCUGGAGCAGAUCGGAUCAGCUCCGCAGCUAAGAGUUCCGAGUCUUUGGUUGGAUCUCGAUUUGAACGCUUCUCGUAUCUCACGCUCUCCAUCGAACUCUCUGAGCGGGAUUGCUGAAGCUUCCAGAAUCAGUGUUGCUCCGUUUGCACAGACUCAGGUUUUUAUUAAUGACAACUUACAAGUCAACCAGAAGCUGGAGCCGGAGCCAGAGAGGAACUUACUGCUCAAAUACAGAGCCUUCCCUGAUGCAUAUCUGACGAAAGAGAAGGAGCACGGCAAGCUGAAUCCUCGACCGGGAAAGAUAAUCAUCUACAAUAAGCCUGGAUUCAGCGGCGAGCGGAUCGAGGUGCGUGGAGACGUUGUGGACGCCACGCCAUGGGAGUUUACUGACACUAUAUCAAUACGAGUUAUUAGAGGAGGUUGGGUGUUUUAUGAGAAGCCAGAUUUUAAAGGGGAGAAGAUCGCUCUGGAUGAGGGGGAGAUGGAGCUGACGGACCCUUUCAGACCAGCGGAAGAAGAAGAAGAGGCUGACCUGCAGAAUGGAGGAGAGAGCUAUGGAGAGAUGGUGAAUGAUGGAGAAGAGCAGCAGAAAAACAAACCACACAGGAAGAGGAAGUUCAGCAUCGGCUCCAUCCGGCGAGCAGUGCGGGAUUACAGCGUUCCUGAAAUCAGCCUCUUCCCUGAGGAAAAUGCAGAAGGAAAGAAGGUGACAUUCAGAGACACAUCAGACGACGCCAGAAUAUUUGGCUUCCCCAUCAAAGCAAACUCCAUCAUCAUCAAUGCUGGACUGUGGCUGGUGUUUGCUGAACCCUUUUUCCAGGGUGUCCCGCGGGUCCUGGAAGUGGGUGGAUUCCCCAGCCCGUCCGCCUGGGGUGUCACACACCCGUAUGUGGGCUCGCUGCACCCGCUGAAAAUAGGGGAGCCCAGAGUAGAAAACCUGUAUGAGCCCAAACUGGUGCUGUACGAGAAGCCUUAUUUCACAGGUAAAAGCCGAGAGAUUUACAGCAGCAUGAGGGACUUUCUGUCACGAGCGGACAAACAGCAGACGCUCUUCAUGUUCAGCGCAGGAUCCCUUAAAGUCACUGGAGGAUGUUGGGUGGGCUAUGAGAAGGAGGGUUUCCGUGGUAACCAGUAUCUGCUAGAGGAGGGGGAGUAUCAUGAUUGGCGGGUGUGGGGCGGAGUCAACUCUGAGCUGCGCUCCGUCAGAGUCAUCCAGUCGGAUCUCUCAGAGCCGCAGCUGGUGCUGUAUGCGAUGCCGGAGCAGGAGUCUGAGCAGGACGAGGAGCGCACGUUUGAUGUGUCGGAGGCGGUGGCGGAUGUGGAGCUGUUCGGUUUCGGCAUCAACACUCGCUCCAUCCAAGUGCUGAGCGGAGCGUGGGUGGCGUACUCUCAUGUAGACUUCUCAGGGAACCAGUAUGUGCUGGAGAAAGGCUUCUAUAAUAACUGUGGAGACUGGGGCUCUGGAGACAACCGCAUCUGCUCCCUGCAGCCCAUCCUCACGGCCCCCAGUGAUGGACCCAUCCUCAGAAAUGAGGUGCUGCUGUACUCAGAGCCUGAUUUCCUCGGCUCGUGUCGGGUUUGUCAUCAUAACCAGGACGCUUUACCUGAGAGUCUGAUGGUGAAGUCCUGCAGGGUGGUCGGAGGAAGCUGGGUGCUGUACGGAGGAGAGAAGUUCAGCGGGAGCAUGUAUGUUUUAUCAGAAGGAGAUUAUCCUAACCUGAGCAGCAUGGGUUUACCAGCAGACAGCAGAGUCCGCUCUGUUAGAGCUGUUCCUGUGUCGUUCUGUGUGCCCUCUGUCUCUCUCUUCGGUCUGGAGUGUUUCGAGGGCCGUGAAGUCUCUAUCGACACACAGAUCUCCAGCAUGCAGGAGGAGGGCUUCAACACUCAGUUCCUCUCCGUCAGGGUCAACACCGGAUGCUGGGUGUUGUGUGAGCACAGUAACUACAGGGGGCGCCAGUUCCUUCUGGAGCCCAUCGAGAUCACAAACUGGCUCAAAUUCAGCUCCGUGUCCUGCAUCGGCUCCCUGUAUCCCGUCAGACAGAAGCAGAGGCCGUUUCGCAUCAGGAAUAAGCAUACGGGGCACUGUGUCUCCGUGCAGGGCGGUGUGGAAGACAUGAAAACAGGUCGAGUGCUGGUGUCUGAGCAGGUGGAGGGCAUGAGUGAUAUCUGGUUCUAUCAGGACGGACUCAUCAAGAACAAGCUGGCGAGGAGCAUGAGUCUGCAGGUUAUGGGUAAUGUGGAGUCUGCAGCGAAGGUAGUGUUGUGGACGGAGACGCGUGUGCCAGUGCAGACAUGGAGCGCUCAGAUGAGUGGAGCCAUCGCCAGCCUCACCUUCCCUGGGAUGGUGCUCGACAUCAAAGGUGGUAAAACAUACGACAAAGAGCAUUUAGUCAUCCGCGAGGAGAACGAGGAGCAGCCCAGCCAACAGUGGGAGCUGGAAUUUGUUUAACCCCGCCCCCUCUCCACAUUAACCCCGCCUUCAUCCAACUUGACCCCGCCCACUGCCUGUGACCCAAGGCUCAGUCAGUCGGAGGAAAGCUGUGUACAGUAGAUAGAAGUGUUUCUCGCCACCAGUGUGUCUUAUUUCCACAUCAUCUGAAUCAUGAUCAUCACCUGCGGAGGGUUUUAUGACUUACACACACCUGGAGGAAACACACCUGAUGCACAGGAGAUUUCUGUUUUUAUCAUCCAUGAUGCUGCAUUUGAACAGUGCUCUCUCAGAUAUAAUAUAUCAGUCCAAGCCUUAUCUUAUUUCUGCUCAUUUUGUUUGUUUACACACUAAUGUUGUGUUUGUUUUAACACAUAUCUGGGGUGUAUUAUGGGAUGUGUGCUGGAAUCUCAGUGUGUGCGUGUAUGAGUGAGUGUAUUAGCUUGUGUGUGUUUAUGCAAUCAUGCGUGAAUGUGUGUGUGUAUGGGUGUGUGUGUGUGUGUUUGAGAGCCUCUAUAAUAUUGCCAUGUUUUUGACAUCUUUAUUAUGUAUAAAUGAUUAUUUUCAGAGUGUGAAAGAUUCUAUAUCUGGGAGUGGCUUUAAUUUUAUAAUAAAAGCAAACAAAUGAAAUCA